Messenger RNA from Somion occarium, 1055 nucleotides. The record is from the annotation of a GenBank genome assembly. Lineage: Eukaryota; Fungi; Basidiomycota; Agaricomycetes; Polyporales; Cerrenaceae.
UCUCGGCUGUUUUUAGUCUCGUACCGCGAUCAAUACACUAGUACUACAAUGACUCUCAGAGUAGGCUAUGUCCGAGAGCACUUUUCGUCCCCUCUUCUGCAAUACGCGGAAGCAGACGGCGGGCAGACAUUCACGCUGGUAGAAUGUCCAAGUGGUACUGGACAACUCAUCUCACGACUGACUAACGAUGAGGUUGAUGUCGCGAUUGCUUUGACUGAUCCUCUCAUUUCCGGGAUUGCAAAAGGAUCCGAAGCGUAUAAACUCGUUGGCAGCUAUGUCACGACACCAUUGAAUUGGGCCGUGAUCACAGGAAAGGAUUCAAAGUAUCAAUCGAUACCGGACCUCAAGGAUACGACAUUGGGCAUCUCGCGCCAUGGUAGCGGAAGCCAGACCAUGGCUUUUGUGAUGGCUCUCCAGCAAGGUUGGUCUACGGAGGACCUCAAAUUCCAGGUCAAUAACGACAUCCGAGGCUUGAUCGACUCUGUCAAUGACGGCUCUACCAGUGCCUUCAUGUGGGAAUGGUUCACAACGAAACCGUUCGUAGAUGCCGGAGAAGUUCGGUUUAUCGGUUCGGUACCGACACCUUGGCCAUCUUGGUUGAUUGCUGCACACCCCACUCGUGCUCGGGCCGACGUUCUGUCUACCUUCUUGAACACGUUGUCUACAUACGUCCGCACAUUCGACUCCGAAGAGAAGAGAGCCAAGGAUGAUGUUGAGUUCAUCAAGGCCAAGUUCGGAUACUCGGAAGAAGAUAUCAAGGCCUGGUUGAAGACCGUUGCAUAUCCAAAUGACUGUGCAUCGAUCCCGGCUACCGUCAUCAGCGACACCUUAGGGGUGCUUGAGAAAGCUGGUUUCAUUAAGAGCCCUGAAGGCGGUUUCGACAUCGCGCAAUUUGUGAAUAAAGACGUCGUGUCGCUCACUUGACACCGUUAACCGUUCGAGAAAAGACUGAACAAGAUAACAUAGAUAGAGAUGGAACGUCUGUUGUACAACAUAAGUGAAAGAAACUAACAUGCUAAUAAGGUCCAAGGCCACCUCAGCUCUUGGCAGCCAUC